Molecule: messenger RNA, 2861 nt
Organism: Sphaeramia orbicularis (orbiculate cardinalfish)
Lineage: Eukaryota; Metazoa; Chordata; Actinopteri; Kurtiformes; Apogonidae
Gene: arhgap19
Product: Rho GTPase activating protein 19
Exons: 12
Coding region: 31-1608 (525 amino acids)
Biological process (GO): signal transduction; regulation of small GTPase mediated signal transduction
Cellular component (GO): cytoplasm
Molecular function (GO): GTPase activator activity
Source: RefSeq, a predicted model, not a curated record
GAUGGUAACAGCGGAGGAUUCAAACUGAACAUGGCAGCUGGUAAAGAUGUCGAUGAAAAUACACGAAAUAAUAGAGGUACAGUGAGCAGUAUGGUAACCAAUCCUGACGAGUCCUUGGGGGGGUCUCACUCUGGCCGGCCUCCUGUCAUUUUCAACCCAGACUUUUUUGUGGAAAAACUCCGCCACGAGAACCCGGAAGUUUUCCUGGAGCUGGUGCUCAGUAACAUCACCCGUCUUAUUGAUCUUCCGGGGACAGAGUUUUCUCAACUUCUCGGGGAGGAGAGCCCUAAAACCCCAACGGGGGGAAAUGGAGGCUUUUUCCGUUCUUUCAACUUCCUCAAACGCAAAGAUAAAGGCGUUGUAUUCGGGACUCCACUGACAGAGAGCUGCAUCGCACAAAUCUAUCAGCUCAUUGAAUACCUCAGCAAGAAUCUGCAUGUGGAGGGUCUUUUUCGGGUCCCAGGGAACAGCAUUCGGCAGCAGGGCCUGAGGGAGCUACUCAACAGUGGUGCAGACGUCGACCUGGAGUCUGGAGACUUCCACCCCAAUGACGUAGCCACACUACUCAAGACUUUCCUGGGAGAGCUGCCUGAGCCUCUGCUCACACACCGACACUUCCAUGCACACCUGAAGAUCGCAGACAUAACUCUGUUUGAUGAACAUGGCAACAAGACUGCGACCCCCAACAAGGAGCGUCAGAUCGAGGCUCUGCAGCUCCUCUUCCUGUUGUUGCCUCAGGCCAACCGCUCGCUGCUCAAACUGCUCCUUGACCUGCUCUACCACACCGCCAAGCAACAGGACAAGAACAAGAUGUCCACCUUCAACCUUGCCCUCAUGUUCGCCCCACAUGUGCUCUGGCCCAGACAUAUGACUGCGAGUGACCUGAAAGACAAUCUGAAGAAACUGAACAACAGCAUGGCCUUCCUCAUCAAACACUCGCAGAAACUUUUCAGGGCUCCAGUCUACCUGAGGGAUUAUGCCAGACAGCAUUUCACUGGAACAAAGGUUCUGCAGACCAAGGAUGAUCUGGAACUUCUGGUGAUGAAUGGCUCUCCUACUCAGCGAAAACUGGUGCCCCUGAAGAGGACGGCUGCUGUAGGUCCCAGCUCCCAGGAGCAUUGCCAGUCACCAGCUCAACAAUACACAGAGGAGGCCCUGAAGGAGCUCUUCAGACAUGUCCAUCACAACAUGCCGGACUCUGCCAAGAAGAAGAAGCUUGUCCGACAGUUAGUCAAACAGGGAACCUCAGGAACGCCAACUAGUGAGCACAAGCAAAUCCCACCUGGUCCCACCAAGAAACACCCACGUUCACGCUCCUUUGGAGGCCUCAUCAAGCGCAAAGCUCGCGGUGAACAACUGACAGCAGAGAGACGAGUCAGAUACUUGUCACCUGAAGCUGUUACCAGGGAGGGAAGAAAGGUCGGCAAAGAGAACGUCAUCCUGCAGGCGGUGAACAGUCCAUUGAAUGGUCCAUUGUUGGGGAAGGCAGGACUGGUUGUAAAAAAUCCAGAGUUUGCUUUCAACAAGGACAAAGCUCUAAAGGUUUCCAAGGAUUCUCCUUCCAUCUCCAGAAUGUGUUUCUCUCCAGCUCAGGACGUCUCAGUAUAGAACCAAACACGACUCUGUGCCUCAGACAGUAUUAAUAUUAUUAUUCCUCAUGUUUAUUAUUGUGGUUGUUCAUGUAGUAAGUGUGUUUAACUGUGACUAAAAUGCAGCAGCAUUAGCUUUAGCCAGACUAGCCAACCCAAAGCCAGGAACCCUGCUUAAACAAUUAUUUCACAUAAAAUCCUGAACUGUAGCUAUGGUUUUAAAUAAAAUCCUUAUUUAUAGCAACAAAAUUACAAGAUGCAAGUUUUAAUGCCAUAAUCGGUACCUAAAUUUACUGAGAUGAGGUCAGGUGCAAACAUUUUAAAUAUUUUUUUCAUGUUAAUUUGGUGAUACAUUUUUGGCUGACUUUCUCAUUCGUUCUAUUACGGUAUACACUUGUCAUUUCUUAUUGUCAGCUCAUCUGUCAUCUACAAAGCACUUUUAUUGCACUAAACAGGGUACCAUAGAAAUAAAGUUUGAUGAAGCUACAAUCUAGCUCAACGUGAUUAAUUAUGAUGUUGGAAAAUCAACUGAAAUAGUCUCACACUAGUAUUAAUGCUCAUCGUUUUGCAAGUUUAAUUAAAACUUUUAAAGUCAAACUCACCCAGAUUUACUCACAUAUGCGAUUUAAGCAGGAUCUCUACUUUGGUUUGGCUUCUACUUGUGUCAUUUAUCACUUUAAGGUUAUUUUAUUUGGUACUGUUUGUCAAACUAUAACCACUAGCCAGCUGAGCCUACAGUCUUCUGUAGUGUGUAGAAUAUGUAUACAUGUUGUACAGUCUGUAUUUUAAGGUUUUUACACUUCUUUGUAACACAGAUGUGUGGUUUUUGUUGCGGUACGCUGUUACACUAAGUUACUGGAUGAUAAUUGGGUGAUAAUUUCUCUAUACCAUGCUGCUGGUCCAGGAUCAGUCGGUAGGUUGCCUUAUUUAUAUAUUUUAUUGUGAUUCCAGUGAUUGGGAUCUUUUGGGAGUCUGUCAAAUGUGAAAAUGUUACACGGCCAGUGUCUCGUGGCACUUUUUCCCCUUGAGCAGGGUGUGGGUUGGGUCAUUUCUUUUUGGUUUUCUCUGAUGCGUUUGGAACUUUUCUAUGUUGGUAAAUGAAAGUUGGAAGAGGGUUUUUGGUAAGUGUUUCUCUUGUUGGAAGUGAGCAGUAAUGUGUUACUAUCGGGUGGUGUCCUCUCUUCAUAGUGUGUAUUACAAUGUUAAGGUGCUAUAAGUUUAGACCAUGGGUGUCAAACUCAUUUUAGUUCAGGGGAACACAUGCAGAUCAGA